This is a messenger RNA of Nicrophorus vespilloides, 987 nucleotides long. Its product is annotated as probable RNA-binding protein 46. The transcript is spliced from 3 exons. Bases 85 to 987 code for a protein of 300 amino acids. The record is from RefSeq and is a predicted model, not a curated record. Gene Ontology annotation, cellular component: nucleus. Gene Ontology annotation, molecular function: mRNA binding. Lineage: Eukaryota; Metazoa; Arthropoda; Insecta; Coleoptera; Silphidae.
GCAAAUCAUUCCCACUAAACUGUGUCUAUUUCAUCAAUAUUAGCUGUUUCCAGUUGAGAAUUACUAAAACUAAGUUUAAACGAAAUGGAUAACCAAAAUAAGAAAACUCUUUUGGAUGUGUAUCACAAAGAAACGAAAUCCCAAAAAGACAUAUUCACAAUCCUCGAAUUCAUCUUCGGAAAGAAGUUUACCACAAUCAACGGACAAAGAAUCUUCGCUCCGCGCUCUGGCGAAACCAAAAACGUGGACACUUGCGAAGUCUUCGUCUGCCAAUUGCCGCGAAACAUCUUCGAGGAUAAACUUCUCUUCCUGUUUUCCGCCGUCGGUCCGAUCCAGGAGAUGCGUCUGAUGCUCGAAUUCUCCGGCUACAAUCGCGGAUUCUGCUACGUCGUCUACGAAACGCCAGAACUGGCGCGAAUCGCCAUCGAAUUCCUGCACGGAUUAAUUUAUUUCGGCAACAAAUUAUCCGCCUACGCGUCCGUGGAUAAUAGAAAAUUGAAAUUAACUAAACUCCCUAUGAUGAUAACAGAUGAACUAAUCAGAGUCGAGUUGAGAACUAAAAUGGAAGAUGUUGUUAGCAUUGAGAUCUACUAUGAAAAUUGCGAUAGAACAGCUGUCGUUAAGUUUCUUACGCACGGUAAAGCCAUGAAAGUUAGGAAGCAAUUUUGGCCUAAUAACUUGUUGAUUUGGGGUCAGAGGGUUAACUUGGAUUGGUGUAAACCGGAAAGAAGCAUGGUUCUUAGAGCCGAAUCGAGUCUCCUCAUCAGUAAUUUACCUUUGUACGUCAGCGAGCGUUCUGUGUUGAAAUUCGUUGCGAGGAUCGUGAAGAAGGAUGGAACCGUUAUGGAGAUUAAAAAACUUAAUGGUAAUAGUUUUGUUAUAGAAUUUUUGCAGAAUUAUUACGCGAGGAAAGCCUUCGCCCUAUUGGAAGGAACUUCUUAUGGUAACAAGAAACUUUCCAUUGCCUGGAAAACAAAUUUCAAUUAA